AGGGAAGAGUGGAGAGGAGGGGGGAGAGAGACGAAGGGAGAGGGGCCAGAAUUCCACGUGUGCCCCGACAAGCGAGUGUAGAUGGUGGGGGACGGGAGAGGGAAAGUGAGGAGAGACGAGGGGAUAGAAUCCCGCGUGUCCCUCGACAAGGGAGUGUAGAUAGUGGGGGGCCAGAGAGAGAAAGGGAGGAGAGGCGGGGGGAUAGGAUCCCUCGGGUUCCUCGACAAGGGAGUGUGGAUAGUGGGGGGUGGGAGAGAGAGAGGGAGGAGAGGAGGGGUGAGAGAGGAGGAGAGAAGGAGGAGAGGAGGGGGAGGAUUAUGCGGCAAGCGAGUGUGGACAGUGGGGCAGAGAGGGAGUGGGAGGAGAGGAGGGAAAGGGAGAGGGAUCGGGAGGAGAGGAGGGAGAGGGUGCCUCGACAGUCAAGCGUUGACGAUUACAGGGAUAGGGACAGAGACAGAGACAGGGAAAGGGAGAGGGAGAGGGAGAGGGGAAAGUUUGAAGAUGUAAGGCGAAUGCCUCGGAUGGCAAGGCAAGCGAGUGUGGAUGCCGGAUGGGGAAGAGAGAAGGAUAGGGAGCGGGAGCGGGAGAGAGAAAGGGAGAUGGAGCGUGAAAGGGAACGGGAGAGGGAGAGGAAUCGGGGAGGGAGGCCGGGGGGUGGGAUCCCCAGGCAAGCAAGUGCGGAUGGGGAGAGCAAGGGGCGCAUUGCCCGUGGGGCCAGCAUGGACAUGGGUGCGCUGAUUGGGGGGGGGGCUGUGGAGAGAAAAUACGUGGGACAGUCACACUCCUCACAGUCACACUCCGCACACUCACAAAUGCCGCGAUCGCAGUCGCAGCAGCAGCAGCCGCGCGUGCCUCUACCCAGACGUGCUUCUAUCGAGGGCGACUCUCCCCUCCGAAGCUCUGCAAGCAUAGGGAGUGGGGGGAGUGGGGGGGGGGGUGCAGGUGGGGGCGGGCCUAGCAGUCCCCAUAGCCCGAAAUCAUCCCGUGCCUCCACCUCUGCCUCUGCCUCUGCUUCGCCUGCUGACGACAAGGGGGGAGGAGAGAAGAAGAAGAUCUCCCGCCUCUCGUCGCUCUCUUCGGAGGACCUGAAUGCAGUGGGGGCGGUGGAAGGGGACACAGCGUGCACCGUGGAAGAAAUCCAAACGUCCUUUUUCAAGUCAAGCAAGAAGGGCGGGCUGCUAGGGUUUGCCAAGAGGGGACUGGCGCAGAUGAAGAGGGGUUUUUUCGGGAGUGGGGGGGGGAGCGUGCUGGGGCGGGAGUUUGGGCGGCUGGAGAAGAAGUAUGUGAUGAUGGAGAAGGAGCUUGGGGCGGGGCAGUUUGGAGUGACGCGGGUGGUGCAGUGCAAGCAGACCGGCCGGCAGCUGGCGUGCAAGUCGAUCAACAAAGGGGAUCUUAAGAGCAAGGCGGACGUGGAGGGAGUGAAGCGGGAGGUGAUGGUGCACGAGAUGGUGGGCGGGCAUGCCAAUGUGGCGAAGCUGGAGGACGUGUUUGAGGACGACGAGGCGGUGCAUCUGGUGAUGGAGCUGUGCCACGGGGGCGAGCUGUUCGACCGCAUCAAGGAGAGACGGCGGCUGGACGAGAGGGACGCUCAGGGGAUCAUGCAGCAGGUGCUGUCUGUGCUGGCGCACUGCCACCAGCACGGCAUAGUGCAUCGCGACAUCAAGCCAGAGAACAUCCUCCUCAAGUCGCAGCAGUCACUCUCAGACUGUCGGGUCAUUGACUUUGGCAUUGCUGCUACCGUGAAACCAGGCUCCAAGCCCCUGAGUGAAUUUAUGGGGUCGCCAUACUACGUUGCACCAGAGGUGGUGGAAGGCAGCUACUCCUUUCCUGCUGAUAUCUGGAGUGCCGGAGUGGUGUUCUAUGUUAUGCUGGCCGGUGUCCCGCCCUUUUGGGCGCGCACCGAAGCCGGCGUUAUCAAAGCUAUAAAGGAAGCAAAGGCGAGCUUUAGAGGGGAUGUGUGGCGAGGAGUGAGUGCAGAGGCGGUGGAUCUGAUCAAGAAGAUGCUAACGAGGGACACUAAAAAGAGGAUAACUGCCUUGGGUGCCCUUGCGCAUCCGUGGUUUGGUGCACACCUGCGAUGAUGCUACUACCCCAAGGAUGUUGGUCUAGUAUUGGCUGAGUUGCAUACAAGAUGGAAAUGGUGCGUACAUACAAGUCAUACCGUACCAAUUAGGGCAACCUUUUCUGGCUUAUGGUGGUUUUGCACAGUAGGAGGCUUUUAGAGCUCAAAUCAUAGUGGACACCACGUAGGCUCGUUUGUUGUGGAAAGUCUUAUGAAUGAUUUAUGUUUUGGGUGUAGGUGAUUACUCGUGUUAUUGUUUUAGCUGUUUUCAGGGAUUGGUUUCUUACGUU
Molecule: messenger RNA, 2352 nt
Organism: Closterium sp. NIES-67
Lineage: Eukaryota; Viridiplantae; Streptophyta; Zygnematophyceae; Desmidiales; Closteriaceae
Source: the annotation of a GenBank genome assembly